UACCGAUAAUAAAAAGCCAACUAAAAUCCUUCCAAGGCAAGAUUACCAAGUUUAUUUGGAACAGAAAGGGUCCACGCCUUCCAUCACGUACUCUAUAUAACUUACCUGGACAAGGCGGUCUGGGAGUACCUAAUUUAAUAUGGUACUAUCAAUCAGCAAGAUUAGCGCAAUUGUCAGAAAUGUAUCUCAAACACGAUCGUCCUGAUUGGAUAGACAUUGAAGAGCAGGCGACCCCAAAUCUAACGAUAGAGGAUUUAAUGUGGUGUCUUACCAAAAAGAGGCCUUCUAUAUUAUCACCGACUCUAUCUCAGGCUUUAGUCUUAUGGGAUUCACUUAAGAACAAUUCCUCUCUAGUUUCUAGGGGUAGGCCUUUAUCGAGUAUAUUUCAAGACCCAUCUUUUGUUUCAAAAAUAGAUAAAGACUCCUUCAAAUGGUGGCAUGAUAAGGGGUUGUAUCGUAUAGGACGCUUCUUUUCACAUUCAGGUCCUCUCCCUGGACAGCAUUUCAUUGAUAAACUAGGUCUCCCUGUUUCGGAAAAACUGAAAUUUUCUCAGCUGCAUGACCACGCACAAAGCCUAUGGGAUAGUGACUUGAUCUCUGGAUUUUUGACACCUUAUGAAAGUAAAUGUGAUCAGGAUUUGAUCAGGAAGGGAAAUAUUUCAGUUAUCUAUAAAUCGCUUGCUGCUAAUAACACCAAAUUACCUCAUAUGCUGGCUUGGGAAAGGGAACUUAAUAAUGAUUGGGACUUAUCGGACUGGUAUAAAAAUUAUACCAGAUCCAUCAAAGGUUUUGUCAAUAUAUCUCUUAUAGAAGCUAACGUAAAAAUGUAUACAAGAUGGUAUUUAGUUCCUCUUAAACUGGCCUCCAUGUAUCCGUCAACUUCAUCCCUAUGCUUUAGAAACUGUCAGGGAUUGGGGUCCAUGAUACACAUUUGGUGGGAAUGUCCCAAAAUACGGGGAUACUGGAAUAAGGUGUUUAAUAUUGUCAGACGAGUCACAGGAUGUAACUUGCAUCAAUCCCCUACAAUUGCUUUACUUAAUGGAAUGUUACCUCAGAUUUCCAAGGUUACUAGACAGCUCAUCCUAUACAUUAUGACAGGCGCCAGGAUCACCCUCGCAGCUGCAUGGAAAAAGUCGACUGUAUCCAUUUUAUAUAUGAAAAGGAAGGUUACAUGGAUUAUGGAACAAGAGAAGAGGGUCUGUUCCAUGUUGGAUAGGUCUACUCUUUUCUAUGAGAUCUGGGAACCCUGGUUGAAAUACAUGGGGAUACCUUAUACCCCGUGAAGGUUAUGAUAACAUAUAUGUCUUCAUGUUGAUGUAAAUUAAUGGCAGGCAGGCUGCCUAACUCUUCUGAUCAUCUUCUAACUCUUUCCUUUUUCCUUUUUCACCCCCCCUUCUGCCUUAUGUUGUUCUUCUUUCAUCUUACCUUUGAUUCUUCUUUUGUUUUAUUUCGUUGCUUUUAUUUUCUAUGAGGAUGGAAGUUACAAUGUUGUACAUCCUCAAUACGUUUUACUUUCAAAAGAUCUGUUUAUUUUGAGGUAAUUGAAGAAUUCCAUCCAGC
Molecule: messenger RNA, 1560 nt
Organism: Rana temporaria (common frog)
Lineage: Eukaryota; Metazoa; Chordata; Amphibia; Anura; Ranidae
Exons: 2
Coding region: 180-1283 (367 amino acids)
Source: RefSeq, a predicted model, not a curated record